Aspergillus alliaceus is the source of this 1854-nucleotide messenger RNA. RefSeq names its product putative MFS monosaccharide transporter (Hxt8) (gene hxt8). The coding region runs from base 245 to 1705 and encodes 486 amino acids. Gene Ontology annotation, biological process: transmembrane transport; carbohydrate transport. Lineage: Eukaryota; Fungi; Ascomycota; Eurotiomycetes; Eurotiales; Aspergillaceae. Gene Ontology annotation, cellular component: membrane. The transcript is spliced from 12 exons. Gene Ontology annotation, molecular function: carbohydrate:proton symporter activity. The record is from RefSeq and is a predicted model, not a curated record.
UUCCCCCCGGAUCGUCGUUUAUUCUCCCCAAUUUCUCUGGGUAUAUUCCAUUACCCCCACGACAUGACUCCUUGAUCGGCUAUACUCCGAGUUACUGGUCUAUGGACGUGCACCUCGGUCGUUCGGAUGCCUGCAUGUUGCACAUCGGGCUACGGCGUAUAUCUACCCGAGUAUGGACUUCUAGUAUUUGUGAAGCACUGCAGCCUUUACUCAAUCUAUCCAUUCAUACCUCGCAUAAAAUACAAUGGCUAUUUGGUAUUCCCUUGGAGUUGCAUUUUUUGCCGCAAUCGGCACAUUUCUUUUCGGCUUUGAUACGGGCAUUGCAACUACAACAAUCGCCCAUCAAAGUUGGAUUGACUACAUGAAGCACCCUUCUAAGGGACUCACUGGGGCUGUGGUCGCUGUCUACAUUGCUGGCGAAGCAGUCGGCGCUCUUACGCAGACAGCAAUCGCCGAUAAACUUGGUCGCCUGCGUUUCAUGGAGAUGAUGUGUGUCAUUGUCACAAUCGGAGUAGUUAUUCAGACUGCUUCUGUCAACAUUGGAAUGUUCCUUGCAGGCCGCGCAUUGGCUGGGUAUGCUGUUGGGGGAAUGGUGUCUACCGUACCCAUCUACCUUAGUGAGAUUUCUGACCCUCGUUAUCGCGGCCUCAUCGGUGGUAUCUCGGGCUGCGGGAUCUCUCUUGGGACUAUGGCUUCCAACUGGGUUGGAUAUGCUUGUAGCUUCGCACCGUACGGGCCAAUUCAAUGGCGACUUCCUCUAGGCGUCCAGAUCCCGUGGGGUAUAAUUAUGUUCUUCGGUUUGAUCACCUUCAUGCCUGACUCACCACGUCACUUGAUUCGAAAUGGAAAGGUUGAGCAAGCGCGUGACGAGUACAAACGUAUCCGGAGGGAUUUACGUCCAGGUGAAAUGCACAGAGAUUUGGAGACCAUGGCUGCGCAAAUUGAAUACGAGAUGGAGCGGGAAAUCACAUCUUAUAGAGAGAUAUUCAGACUGUUUAGGCAUCGCGUGUUAGUGUCAAUCACCGUACAGACUAUGACUAGUCUCACUGGUGUGAAUGUGAUCCAGUACUAUCAAACAAUUCUAUACAAGUCCCUGGGUAUAGACUCUCAUACGAUCCUCGCUCUAGCUGCAGUAUACGGCACAAUAGCCUUCCUCGUCAACUGUCUGACGACGAAGUACCUCACUGACCAAUGGGGCCGUCGGAAGAUGCUCCUCUCAGGUUUGUUAGGAAUAAUAGUCAUUGAAAUCUAUGCCGCGGUCAUGCAGCGAGAAUUCCAGAAUACAGACAACCGAGUCGGUAAGGGAUUCGCCGUUCUAGGCAUUUACCUCUUUGUCGUCGCCUACUAUGGCAUGCUCAACAGCACAACCUGGCUCUACGGAGCCGAAGUCCUCCCCAUAUCCCUCCGAAGCAAAAUAAUGGGCCUUGCAUCAGCCUCGCACUUUAUCGUCAACGUUGCAAUCACCGAAGCCGGCCCAAGUGCGUUUGCCAAUAUUGGGGAGAACUAUUAUUAUGUUUUCGUGGCUUGUUCGACUUUCUUCCUCAUUGUGGCUUAUUUCUACUUUCCCGAGACGAAGCGAAAGACUCUCGAGGAAAUUGCUGCCUCAUUCGGCGACAAGGUCAUUGCACCUGGGGAGACUGGUAAGGAUGGUGAUGAUGGAGAUGAUACCGGGAAGCCUACGUCUGAACGAGAGGAGGUAGCUUGAUUUCGGAAACCACUAUGAAUGCAAUGGGUUGUUCGAUAUCUAACGUAUUGGGAUCUGAUGAUAGUCUAUAAUAAAGUCUCAAUUUGCUUCUUUGUGAUAAAUGGAAAUAGUGGCCAUGUCCUGGCGACUCUUCGAAAGUAGUAAAUGGU